This is a messenger RNA of Propithecus coquereli (Coquerel's sifaka), 1821 nucleotides long. RefSeq names its product peroxisome proliferator-activated receptor delta (gene PPARD). Gene Ontology annotation, molecular function: nuclear receptor activity; zinc ion binding; RNA polymerase II cis-regulatory region sequence-specific DNA binding. The record is from RefSeq and is a predicted model, not a curated record. NCBI's taxonomy places the organism in Eukaryota, Metazoa, Chordata, Mammalia, Primates, Indriidae. The transcript has 7 exons. Gene Ontology annotation, cellular component: nucleus. Gene Ontology annotation, biological process: hormone-mediated signaling pathway; positive regulation of transcription by RNA polymerase II; cell differentiation. Bases 189 to 1511 code for a protein of 440 amino acids.
CAGUCGUGUGUGGUGUUUUGGGCAUGCACGUGGUACUCACACAGUGGCUUCUGCUCACCGACAGAUGAAGACAGAUGCACCAAAGAGGCUGAUUGGAACCGCCCUGUAGAGGUCCCUCUGCGUUCAGACCCAGAUGAUGCCAGAGCUAUGACCGGGCCUGCAGGCGUGGCGCCGAGGGGAGAUCAGCCAUGGAGCAGCCACAGGAGGAGGCCCCUGAGGUCCGGGAAGAGGAGGAGAAAGAGGAAGUGGCAGAGGCAGAAGGAGCCCCAGAGCUCAAUGGGGGACCAGAGCAUACACUUCCUUCCAGCAGCUACACAGACCUCUCCCAGAGCUCACCACCCUCGCUGCUGGACCAGCUGCAGAUGGGCUGUGACGGGGCCUCGUGUGGCAGCCUCAACAUGGAGUGCCGGGUGUGCGGGGACAAGGCCUCAGGCUUCCACUAUGGUGUUCAUGCGUGUGAGGGGUGCAAGGGCUUCUUCCGGCGGACGAUCCGCAUGAAGCUGGAGUACGAGAAGUGUGAGCGGAGCUGCAAGAUCCAGAAGAAGAACCGCAACAAGUGCCAGUACUGCCGCUUCCAGAAAUGCCUGGCACUGGGCAUGUCACACAAUGCCAUCCGCUUUGGCCGGAUGCCAGAGGCAGAGAAGAGGAAGCUGGUGGCGGGGCUGACGGCAAACGAGGGGAGCCAGCACAACCCCCAGGUGGCUGACCUGAAGGCCUUCUCCAAGCACAUCUACAACGCCUACCUGAAAAACUUCAACAUGACCAAAAAGAAGGCCCGCAGCAUCCUCACUGGCAAAGCCAGCCACACGGCGCCCUUUGUGAUCCACGACAUCGAGACAUUGUGGCAGGCAGAGAAGGGCCUUGUGUGGAAGCAGCUGGUGAACGGCCCGCCACCCUACAAGGAGAUCAGCGUGCACGUCUUCUACCGCUGCCAGUGCACCACGGUGGAGACCGUGCGGGAGCUCACCGAGUUCGCCAAGAGCAUCCCCAGCUUCAGCAGCCUCUUCCUCAACGACCAGGUGACCCUUCUCAAGUACGGCGUGCAUGAGGCCAUCUUCGCCAUGCUGGCCUCCAUUGUCAACAAGGAUGGGCUGCUGGUGGCCAACGGCAGUGGCUUUGUCACUCGUGAGUUCCUGCGAAGCCUCCGCAAGCCCUUCAGUGACAUUAUUGAGCCCAAGUUCGAGUUUGCCGUGAAGUUCAAUGCCCUGGAACUUGAUGACAGUGACCUGGCCCUGUUCAUCGCAGCCAUCAUCCUGUGCGGAGACCGGCCAGGCCUCAUGAACGUGCCACAGGUAGAGGCCAUCCAGGACACCAUCCUGCGAGCCCUUGAGUUCCACCUGCAGGCCAACCACCCCGACGCCCAGUACCUCUUCCCCAAGCUGCUGCAGAAGAUGGCCGACCUGCGGCAGCUGGUCACCGAGCACGCCCAGAUGAUGCAGCGCAUCAAGAAGACCGAGACGGAGACCUUGCUGCACCCCCUGCUCCAGGAGAUCUACAAGGACAUGUACUGAGGGGCGGCGCCCGGGCCUCCCUGCAGGCUCCAGUGGGGCCAGCGUGGAGGGGCCGCAUGUGACUUUUCUGUUGACCAGCCCACGAGCACACGGCCUGGCCUGGGGCAGCGGAACCACGGCCUCUGGCUCCCUGUGCUCCUUCUCCCUCUCCCUUCCUCACCCAACUCUUCUGUCUUCGUGGUCUCUCUCUCAGUUCCUCUUUCUCGUCUAAUUUCCCUUGUUCUUUUUCUUCCUUUCUCUUCAGGUUUCCCUCUUCCUUCCUCCCUUGCCCUCCCUUUCUCAGUCCCCACUCCCAUGUCUGUCCCUCUUU